AUUGUUAAGAGAAAUAAAUUUUAACGAAAACAAUUUACAUAACAUGGAAAAUAAUCUAGUUUAUUGAAAGUUCAUUUUUCUCAUCAACUCUUAUCAGAAAAUACAACAAUAAAUCAAAAAAAAAGAAAAAAAUUAACGAUGGAAAAAACUCUUGAUAUUCCAUGGCCAUUUGAUUGUUUUGGAUUAGUGGCAACUGGAGCUACCUUAGGUGUGUUGGCUAUAUUACUUGUUUUAUUCCUAUUACUUUUGUGCCUUCCAUGGAAUAAGUGUGAUCGAUACUGUUCUUGCUGUCGUUGUUGGCUUUUUAGUUCAAAUGAGAAUAUUCACAGACAGUCAGAUGAUGCAUUUCGUGCAGCCAGAAUGCCUGGAGAGUACCCUAUGCCAAUGUUUGACUUCAUCCCACCAUCUGCACUACCUAAAUUACCAAACUACGAAGAAUGCGUAAAUACUGGGCCACCAGCAAAUGACGAAGCUCCACCUCCACCAACCCCACUUUCUUUUUAUUCAGCUAAUUCAAAUGGUCAACCAGCCUUACGUCUUACUAUCCACAGUCAACCCGACUUAGUUGCUCAUAUUAACAGUUCUCAAGCACUUGCUAGUCCUUUAUCCACACCUCCACCAACUUAUUCAUCAACUUGUUUGCACAGGCCAUCAACGACGAGUCGAGCAGUUGAAGGCACAUCUCGAACAGUUGAAAACUCAUCUCAUACAACAUCAAGGCAAUUAUCGGUGGACCGUUAAUUAAUUGUUAUCUUAAUAUUUUUCCUAAUUACGGUUUUCUACUCUCGAAAUGGUGGAUUACUUGUUUCUCUCUGUUGUAUCUUAUACCAUUCUUUAAGUUGUGGGUGUUUUGGUCUCUCUUUCUUGUUUUAAUUACAAAUAUAGAGAUGAAAAUACGUUUCUGUGAUCAUUGAACAGUUACGUUAAUAUACUACUAAGAUUUUGAUGAGUAGUUAUAAAUCUUAGAGAUAAAAUAAUCAAUUCAGAUUUUUUUCUAGAUAUUUUUUUAUCAACCUUUCACUUUGUUUCCCUUUUGAAAUAUCAAACAUAUCAAGGAUUUUCUGAUAACAAAUAACACAAGCGUAUACUUUCGUGGUUGUCUGCUGUUAUAUAAGAAAAUUAAAUAUACUUAUAGAUAUAUAUCACACUCUUUUAUUUGUUUUAAAAAACAAUAUUUCCAAAUAUUUCCUUUAUACCAUCAGGCAUCAUAUCAAAGCCAAUUUCAUAUUUAUAUCUCCGUAGUUGUUUGAUGAAGCUUUCUGGAAAUUUUUUUCCUAAUUUUGGACGCUUUUCAUUAACACGCAAUUGAGGCUUGUUUAGAAUUUACGUUGCAUCAGACAGAAAUCCCCAUGCCUAUCGGAUCUGUAAAUGAAAUUAUACAAAGCAUUUACAUAGGCAGGAUCCGACAUUUAUUGAUAAUGAAUUUUUAUAUAACAGAAAAAUUACGGAAUAUGAAGUCUGAAAAAAUAUGGUCACU
Molecule: messenger RNA, 1477 nt
Organism: Schistosoma rodhaini
Lineage: Eukaryota; Metazoa; Platyhelminthes; Trematoda; Strigeidida; Schistosomatidae
Source: the annotation of a GenBank genome assembly